CAAGAAGCGUUUGAGGAAAGCUCCAUGGAAAUGUGUGAGCGGAAUCCUUUAAAUCCCGGCUAUGUUGGUUCUCUGCUGAAUUUUACUCCCCCUGAGUCGCUGUAUUUCUCCAACUUGCGGGGUAAUGGAGCGCACAUACCCGGGCUGCACCAGAUCCCGUACAACAGGAGAGAGGUGUGCACGCUCCCGUGGACUUCCUCAAGUUCGUGCACGUCUGGACCAGCAGCACCACCACAGAGCCGCGCCUUUGGAGGCUACUGUCCGCCGUUUCUGUCCAACUCGGUCUCUAUAAAUACCAACUCCUCCAGUAGCGGCGGCGGCCACGUCAAGGCGCAUCUGGAGGAGUCGGCGCGAUGCUUUCAGGGCACAAACCACAAGACGGAGGUGUCUGGCAGGCGGGAGGAGGUUUACGCUGCCGGGGAGCACGGGGCCGCCAGUGGAUACUCGGACCUGGAGAGCAGAUCUCACGGUGCUGCGGCCCAGCUUGAUCCGGAUUCUGCUGCACUAAAUGUGAACAGCGCCAAACAGGAACAGAAUUCCAUUCACGCAUCGUCUAGUCACACAUGCUCCAGGACGACUUUCGCAGAUGGUGCCCCAUGGUGCUCGUCACAAGUGAAAACCAGAAAGAAGAGAAAGCCUUACACCAAGCCACAGCUGGCUGAACUUGAGAAUGAAUUCAUGACGAAUGAAUUCAUCAACAGACAGAAAAGAAAAGAGUUGUCAGAGAGACUGGAUCUGAGCGACCAACAAGUGAAAAUCUGGUUUCAAAACCGGAGGAUGAAAAAGAAACGGCUGAUGAUGCGCGAACACGCGUUCUCUGCGUACUGAUGACCUUUGGACUUGAUCAUGACCAGCAGCAGCGCACAAUGUUGUACUAUGAAAGUUGCAUCAUAUCACAUGCCCUCUCAGUUUGUGGCACGGACUUGUAUUUAUAGAUAUGUAUAAAAUGUUUAUAUUCCUGUCACGUAAUAGGCUACAGUUUUAUCCAGCCCCAAGUUCAAUGAUAUUAAUAGGAAUAAAAAUGCGUUGCAGAUUAAGAUAUAUUCGAUUCUCCCUAAUUUGUCAUUUCUAAUAUUGAGAUUCUCCAAAUGCGCAGUAAAGGCCCUGCUCCUGACGGCCUAUAGCCGCGGAUAAUAAACAUUUACACCUAAUUGUUUCUCAUCCAGCUCAAAAGUUUUUAAUCUAUGACCUAUUUAAACAGGGAUAUGGUUCUAUAUGUGUUAAUGUAUUUUGUAUGGUGGCCUGCGCAUGUGGUGUGGGCCUAUAAUGUGGAAGCAAACAGUCAAGUUCAUGUUUACGGACGCUUAAAACAUUAACAAAUAAGUUUUGCAAAAAUAUGUUAUAACUGCAUGUAUAUUUCUUAAUUGUUGUUAUUCAAUUAAACGCCUGAUUCCCCCCCA
Messenger RNA from Plectropomus leopardus (leopard coralgrouper), 1400 nucleotides. Lineage: Eukaryota; Metazoa; Chordata; Actinopteri; Perciformes; Serranidae. The record is from RefSeq and is a predicted model, not a curated record.